AUGGUGCGCCGAGCUGACGUCGAUCAACCUUUGGAUGCUCGCAAGGAACUUCUAGCUCUCAGCCGGCAAGCAGCGUGGCAACGUGGGGUGGCACUUCUCUUUGCCUUCGGAGGGGACUCCAUCGGGUACAGCACAACCAUUGCGGCCUGCAGCCGGAAGGAGCUUUGGACCAUCUCCCUGCUGCUCCACCAGAGGAUGGGUCAGCAGCGCGUGCCCGCUGACCAAGUUGCGAUGAACUCCGCCUGCAGCGCGUGCGAACGUGUGGCACUGUGGCAGCGCUGCAUGGAUUUCAGGCUUCGCGAAGAACGAGCCGUGAGCAGCGCCAUCCAUGCGUGCAUGAAAGGCCAUGCAUGGCGCUCCGCCAGCGCACUCCUCCGUGGUGCUUCAGUGCUUCGACUGGCCAUGGAUGUGGCAGCAGCCACUCCCGCUUUGGGCCGCGCGCCGAUGUCCUCGCGGAACUCCUGGCGCCGGAGCCCGUCGAUGCUGCGAUGGAUGAUGGAAUGCAACAUCGAGCCAGAUGGCGUGACCCUUGAGGUCUUUGCUCGGACCGUGGGCGAGGUUCAAUGGGAACAAGCCCUCACGGCAUCCUCAUUGAGUCCCAGGAUCUUGGCCUCUGCACUGAGUGGGCGCCAGCAGACUGCCUGGCAGUUUGCUGCUGCAUCACUGGUGGCGAUGGCUGCGCAGUCGGACGUGACGAACUGCUGCACCACGCUGGCCCUGUGCGCCGAGCCCCACUGGCCUUUGGCGCUGGAACUGCUCAUGUCCAAGCAUGUGGACACUGCCGCCUGCACAGCUGCAAUGUCCCCAGAGGCUGCUUUUGGAAUCCUGGACUUGUUGCAGCAGCGGGGUCUGCAGCCGAGCUGUGCUACGGCGACAGCUGCCACAUCUGCACUGGUGCGAAAGACGUUCUGGCACAGUGCCGCCGUGCUUCUGGCACGAAUCCAGGGUAGCCUUGUCGUGCCCAACCUUGCAGUCCUCAACGCCCAGCUGAAGGUAGUGCCUGGGCCGUAG
Messenger RNA from Durusdinium trenchii, 1011 nucleotides. The record is from the annotation of a GenBank genome assembly. NCBI's taxonomy places the organism in Eukaryota, Dinophyceae, Suessiales, Symbiodiniaceae.